AUGAAACAGAUCAAAGCGGACUUUUCUGAAGUGAUGGGAAACCAAGAGCUGCCAAAGCAGGUUGAAUUAAAUUUUGUGGAAAUCUGGAGGCCAAGGUUAUUGGCUUAUGCAGAGAAACAGCUUCAGCCAAAAUGCAACCAUAUCAUGAAGAAAAUGGAGGAGGCUAUUGACACUGGGUUUCUUGAGGAAGGUACAGGUAUAGUACAGUAA
This is a messenger RNA of Paramuricea clavata, 210 nucleotides long. The record is from the annotation of a GenBank genome assembly. Lineage: Eukaryota; Metazoa; Cnidaria; Anthozoa; Malacalcyonacea; Plexauridae.